UCUAACUUAGUGUUCAGAUCGGCAUUUUACGCUUUACAUUCUCUAAAUCAGUGUGUCAAAAAAUGUUUAUAACAAAAGCGUUAAAACAAAUUUCAUUUACUUAUGGAAAAUUUCAAAGCAGUUUACGUGGAUUUUCCGAUGUAAAUAACGCUACGAAAUCGAUGCCUACAGCCCUAUACGAUUUCCAUCUAAAGCAUGGCGGAAAAAUUGUGAAUUUUGCAGGUUAUGUUCUGCCUUUACAAUACACAGACCAGUGUAUAAGAUCAUCACAUUUGCAUACCCGACGUCACGCUUCGAUAUUUGAUGUCUCACAUAUGUUGCAAACUUAUAUGCAUGGCAAAGAUGCGAUUUCGUGUAUGGAAUCACUUUGUACUGCUGACAUAAAAGGAAUGGCUGAUGGCACUGGCUGUUUAACAGUAUUCACCAAUAGUAAUGGUGGAAUAUUGGAUGACUUGAUUGUGUCGAAAGUAAAUGGGCAAAUGUUAUAUGCUGUUUCGAAUGCUGCAAUGAAAGCUGAAGAUAUGGCCGUAAUUCGGGAUGGUGUUGUAGUCGUUUUGCGGAGAUACCACAAUAUCUUCUUCUUCUUCUGGAGUGGCGUGAUAACCGCUUAAGUGAUUUUGGC
Messenger RNA from Anastrepha obliqua, 622 nucleotides. RefSeq names its product aminomethyltransferase, mitochondrial-like. The record is from RefSeq and is a predicted model, not a curated record. Lineage: Eukaryota; Metazoa; Arthropoda; Insecta; Diptera; Tephritidae. Gene Ontology annotation, molecular function: protein binding. The coding region runs from base 63 to 611 and encodes 182 amino acids. Gene Ontology annotation, cellular component: mitochondrion. The transcript is spliced from 2 exons.